Zingiber officinale is the source of this 1400-nucleotide messenger RNA. RefSeq names its product chalcone synthase 2-like. Gene Ontology annotation, biological process: polyketide biosynthetic process. The record is from RefSeq and is a predicted model, not a curated record. Gene Ontology annotation, molecular function: acyltransferase activity, transferring groups other than amino-acyl groups. Bases 84 to 1259 code for a protein of 391 amino acids. NCBI's taxonomy places the organism in Eukaryota, Viridiplantae, Streptophyta, Magnoliopsida, Zingiberales, Zingiberaceae. The transcript has 2 exons.
UCCGUCUCUUCAACUAGUUCCCAUAAGUAGUAGAUUCCGGCAAGCGGCGGUGCAGGGGUAGGUAUACACACACGUAUAUUACGAUGGCCAAAGUCCAGGAGAUCCGACGGAGUCAGCGGGCGGAGGGUCCGGCGGCGGUUCUGGCCAUCGGCACGGCCACUCCAGCCAACGUCGUCUACCAGGCUGAUUACGCGGACUACUACUUCCGCAUGACCAAGAGCGAGCACCUCACUGAGCUCAAGGAGAAGUUUAAAAGAAUGUGCGACAAGUCGAUGAUACGGAAGCGAUACAUGCACCUGACGGAGGAGAUGCUGAGUGAGAACCCGAAUAUGUGCGCUUACAUGGAGCCGUCGCUGGACGAGCGGCAGGAUAUCGCGGUGGUGGAAGUGCCGAAGCUGGGGAAGGAGGCGGCGGCGAAGGCCAUCAAGGAAUGGGGGCAGCCCAAAUCCAAGAUCACUCACCUCAUCUUCUGCACCACCUCCGGCGUAGACAUGCCGGGCGCCGACUACCAGAUCACCAAGCUCCUCGGCCUCCGCCCCUCGGUAAACCGCUUCAUGAUAUACAAGCAAGGUUGCUUCGCCGGCGGCACGGUGCUCCGCCUGGCCAAGGACCUGGCGGAGAACAACCGCGGUGCGCGCGUGCUGGCGGUGUGCUCCGAGAUCAUGGCUUUGAAGUUCCGCGGGCCGUCGGAGUCGCACCUGGACAACCUGGUGGGGCAGGCUCUGUUCGGAGACGGAGCAGGGGCGGUGAUCGUGGGGGCGGACCCGGACCUGGAAACAGAGCGGCCUCUGUUCGAGCUGGUGUCGGCGAGCCAGACGAUCCUGCCGGACUCGGAGGGGGCCAUCGGCGGGCACCUGCGGGAGGUGGGACUCAUCUUCCACCUGCUCAAGGACGUGCCGGGGCUCAUCUCCAAGAACAUCGAGAAGAGCCUGGUGGAGGCGUUCGCGCCGCUGGGGAUCGACGACUGGAACUCCAUCUUCUGGAUUGCCCACCCGGGGGGGCCCGCCAUCCUGGACCAGGUCGAGGCCAAGCUGGCGCUGGAGAAGGAGAAGAUGACGGCGACGCGGCAGGUGCUCAGCGAGUACGGCAACAUGUCCAGCGCCUGCGUUCUGUUCAUUCUGGACGAGAUGCGGCGCAAGUCGGCGGAGGAGGGGAAGGCCACCACCGGCGAGGGUUUCAACUGGGGCGUCCUCUUAAGCUUCGGCCCUGGAAUCACCGUCGAGACCGUCGUCUUGCACAGCAAGCAAAUCAAUUAUUAAUUACUACAAUGGAUCUUGGCAUUAUAUAUGUAUGUUUUUCCGUAUGCUUUUUCUAAUAAUUAGAUCUAUGAUGCAAUCUGCGUUCUAUUCAGGAACCCUUUGUACGGGCUGAGCGGUGAAAAAUUGAAUCGAUGAGUUCAA